AUGCAAAUGGCCUUAAUAAAAGUUAGUGAUGUGUUUUGUUUUGUCGUCUUGGUGAUUUCCUGCUUUCGUUAUUUUCUGGCUGCCGCUGUUGUUGGAACCGGAUUUUCUUUUGCUAAAGCAGGUAUCCACCCAUAUGACCCACGUGUUAUUCGGAAAGAAAGAUUAAUAAAAAAUGGAUCAACAACGGCAUCAAAAAAAUUACCCCGUUCAGCAUCAGUUGAAUUUGAUAAUUCGUUUUAUCCAGAUAAUCAGACGUCGGCAAUAACAAUAACAGCGCCACAACGAAAGAAAUUAGUCAGAUAUUCAUCAGAUCCAAAUUUAUUUUCGAAUAGUGGUGAACAUAUUCAAGAGGAAGUUUCCCUUAGAACAAUGGCAACAAGUUCAUUAAAUCGCACUCAAUCGUCAAUUACAUUCAAUUUUCCAACUGCUGCUCAUUUAAGUUUAUCAUCUUCGUUUUUGGAUACAACUUCACCACCAAAACCAUCUACAUCAUCAGCAGAUCUGAAUGAAUCACUGGCGGCUAUCGAUAAAAUCGUAGAAAAACAUUUCGGUCAACCGAAAGAAACAGCAAGAGCAAAGAAACAUUUGCUAUCUCGACCGCACGGUACAAUUGUAACAGAUGUAGAUGAAUACGCUCUAUCAGUCAUCAGAAAGAAGAAGGCAGCCAAAGAGAAUAAAACGGGCACAACAAUGAAAAGGACAGCCUCAACACCACGUAAACAAAAACCGUCAACAAACACAUUAGAUAUUCUUGUUAGUGAUCAUUUCAAUGACGUUGAUGCGCCGCCGACUCAUAAUCGAUUAUAA
This is a messenger RNA of Didymodactylos carnosus, 807 nucleotides long. Lineage: Eukaryota; Metazoa; Rotifera; Eurotatoria; Philodinida; Philodinidae. The record is from the annotation of a GenBank genome assembly.